AUGCCCCCCGACGAUCAGUUCGGUCAGUCUAUCGCAGACUCGACAACAAAACAACAACAACAACAACAGCAUCACUUUUCUCAAAAAAGAGGCCCUUGGUCUCCGGAAGAAGAUCGCAAGUUGAUGGAACUCAUAACUCUUUAUGGUCCUACAAACUGGGUACGAAUCCUGAACUUUUUGGGGUCGCGUACCGCCAAACAGUGUCGUGAACGAUAUCACCAGAAUUUGAAACCCUCGUUAAAUCGGUCGCCAAUCACCCCCGAAGAAGGGGCGUUGAUCGAGGAGUUAGUUGUUCGAUACGGUAAACGAUGGGCAGAGAUUGCCAGGCACUUAAAUGGAAGGUCAGAUAAUGCCAUCAAGAACUGGUGGAAUGGUGGUGCCAAUAGAAGAAGAAGAGCCAGUGCCCAAGCAACAUUACCUCAAGAACAAUAUCUCCAUAACUUGGCCAAUCUGCAACAACAACAACAACAACAACAACAACAAAGAACAGCUCCUAUAGAGAAUAACAGUGACUCGUCAAUGGACCAUCAUCCUCAACACAUGGCCUCUUCUUCGGAACAUCUAGGGUAUUCCAGUCCUAGUCAUCCACAUAAUCUCCAACCACCAGCCAAUGUUGGUGGAUCUUUGAAACAAUUUCCGCCUCCUAUGUCAUCGCAAAUCAAUUUGCCCUCUUUGACUCCUAAUUUAUCAUAUCAAUCUACAGAGAGCACCUACAAUAAUCAAAACGGCUUUGUUCCGACAUAUAUCACCACCGGCUCAGCUCAAAACCAGCCGUCUCUUAUCGGCAGCGAGUUUUCAAAACGCCGCUUACUUGAUCGCCGACAUUCAGCAGCUACCAUAUUGUCUUCAAAUUAUAUUCUGCCAUCUCCAACGUCGCUAGUUAACUCUCGUAAUUCUCUGAUUUCUUUUGACGCGUAUUCUAGCAACGAUUCAUUGACGUCCAAUUCUCGUCGUUCUUCAAUCAUCGAUACCUCAAGCGGCUUGGGUGGUAACACUGGCUUGGGGUUAUCUGUUGGCUUGGGAAAUACUUUAGAAGGUACCAGGAAAAGACAUUCGAUAUUCGGAUUAAAUAAUAUGGGAAUCACGAAUUCCUCCACCCCUAUGAAUAGCGGAUAUUCCUCGCCCAAUAAACCAGGUGAUCAAAUGCCACCAAAAGACCCCAAUAAUAAUAAUAUUAAUAUUAAUAAUAAUAAUAAUAAUGGUAACACUCUACCUCCAUUGAACUUUAGCACCACUGCACUUUCACAUCAUACCACGUCGAUUGCCUCGUACCAUCAGAAUACACACGGGCCAUCACAUCAAAGUUUCAAUCCGCCUGUUUACCAACAUCUUCAGCACCUGCAUCUGGUAACCUUACCACCUUUGUCGACCAAUUCUGAAAACUUACUGAAUGAUAUCUUCAAACCAAACUUCUCUUUAGACAAAAAAACUCAUGAAAACUUGAAAACUGGUGUAUCGACAACCAUCGCCCCUUCACAGAAAACCCUGGGCGGUGCAGGAUUGUUUAAAUCGAAUUUCUCGUUUAGACCAACAGCCACUGCUGCUGCUGCUGCUAUUCCACAACAUCAUGGCAAACCAUGUCCCGGCGCGGCAGAAAGAAUGGUCAUUGAUUGUUCAGCUGGCGACCCAACUCUGAUAAAAACCGGUGAUCAAAUAGACAACAAUGUGGUUAUGACUGAUGCUUCGCCGGUAGUGCCGGCAUCAUCUGCGACUGUUUCUUCUGAAACAUCAACAGAGGAGACUGAUCCUAAAAAAGAAGAAGCACAAGGAGGAAGAAUUGCGAUUUCAAAUUUGCUUAGUUAG
Molecule: messenger RNA, 1803 nt
Organism: Saccharomycopsis crataegensis
Lineage: Eukaryota; Fungi; Ascomycota; Saccharomycetes; Ascoideales; Saccharomycopsidaceae
Exons: 1
Coding region: 1-1803 (600 amino acids)
Biological process (GO): positive regulation of transcription by RNA polymerase II; mitotic cell cycle
Source: RefSeq, a predicted model, not a curated record